Messenger RNA from Xenopus laevis (African clawed frog), 4605 nucleotides. RefSeq names its product Mtr4 exosome RNA helicase L homeolog (gene mtrex.L). Gene Ontology annotation, molecular function: RNA binding; RNA helicase activity; nucleic acid binding. Gene Ontology annotation, cellular component: protein-containing complex; nucleolus; nucleus. The coding region runs from base 250 to 3198 and encodes 982 amino acids. Gene Ontology annotation, biological process: mRNA metabolic process; maturation of 5.8S rRNA; RNA catabolic process. The record is from RefSeq and is a predicted model, not a curated record. Lineage: Eukaryota; Metazoa; Chordata; Amphibia; Anura; Pipidae. The transcript is spliced from 26 exons.
UGACUGGCGCCGGUGCGUCAUUAGUCAGCGACUAGUCAGUACACGUGAUCAAGCCGUGACAGCUAGUUAGUCUAUUAUCUGGGUAUUUUGGUUGCGGUGUUCUACGGUCUCUUGCUGGAAGUGUGUUCCGGUAGCUAAUAGGGACAUUAAUUCAUCUCUCUGGAUCUCAGGAGCUAUUGGGCCCCCCGUUUAUUUACUUCCGGUGUGAAGCUGGUGUGCACGCGCAGCUUGUCUCUUUAGGGGGCGAAGAUGGCUGACGCAUUCGGAGACGAGUUGUUUAGUGUGUUCGAAGAAGAGACCCCCGCGCCCAGCAAAAGUGCCCUGUCCGGGUCAGCCGGCAAGAGCAGCAAACAAAAUGCUAAAUCUAAAGGUGGCGAGGCAUGUCCUGCUCCAAGGCCAAAGCGGGAGGCUGACGACAUCGAUGGACCUGACGAUGUUAUUUUUGGGAAGAAGCCAAAACUGGAGAUAUCAUCUGCUGACGACGUAAACCUCGCAGACCUAAUGCCACAUGUAAAAGUUCAAGAAGUAGAAACCGUGGAAGGAUGUACUCAUGAGGUUGCACUUCCUGCGGAUGACGAAUACAUGCCGUUAAAACCACGAGUUGGAAAAGCAGCAAAGGAAUAUCCAUUUAUCCUGGAUGCCUUCCAAAGAGAAGCAAUUCUGUGUAUCGACAACAACCAGUCUGUCCUGGUGUCCGCUCACACAUCUGCUGGGAAAACUGUUUGUGCUGAAUAUGCGAUUGCCCUGGCUCUGCGUGAAAAACAGCGUGUUAUUUUCACUAGUCCUAUCAAAGCCCUUAGCAACCAGAAAUACAGAGAAAUGUACGAAGAAUUCCAAGAUGUUGGAUUAAUGACCGGAGAUGUCACCAUCAACCCUACGGCCUCCUGCCUGGUCAUGACAACUGAGAUUUUGCGCAGCAUGUUAUACAGAGGAUCUGAAGUCAUGCGUGAAGUGGCCUGGGUUAUUUUUGAUGAGAUUCAUUACAUGAGAGAUGCAGAAAGAGGAGUAGUCUGGGAGGAGACCAUUAUACUUUUGCCAGAUAAUGUGCACUACGUGUUCCUGUCGGCCACUAUACCAAAUGCACGGCAGUUUGCCGAAUGGAUCUGUCACCUCCAUAAACAGCCUUGUCACGUCAUCUACACAGACUAUCGACCCACUCCUCUGCAACAUUACAUCUUUCCAGCAGGGGGAGAUGGACUCCAUCUUGUCGUGGAUGAAAAUGGAGACUUCAGGGAAGAUAACUUUAAUACAGCAAUGCAGGUCCUGAGAGAUGCAGGGGAUUCUGCUAAAGGAGACCAGAAAGGUCGCAAAGGAGGAACAAAAGGUCCUUCUAAUGUAUUCAAGAUUGUCAAGAUGAUCAUGGAGAGAAACUUCCAACCUGUUAUCAUCUUUAGCUUCAGCAAGAAGGACUGUGAGGCCUAUGCGUUGCAAAUGUCUAAACUGGAUUUUAAUACAGAUGAAGAGAAAAAGAUGGUUGAAGAAGUAUUUAAUAAUGCAAUUGACUGUCUCUCUGAUGAAGAUAAGAAGCUCCCACAGGUUGAACACGUACUGCCCCUUCUUAAGCGAGGCAUUGGGAUUCAUCACGGUGGGCUACUUCCUAUACUGAAGGAGACCAUUGAGAUCCUUUUCUCAGAAGGCCUGCUCAAGGCUUUGUUUGCCACAGAGACCUUUGCCAUGGGUAUCAAUAUGCCAGCCAGGACUGUUCUAUUUACCAGUGCACGGAAGUUUGAUGGAAAAGAUUUCCGCUGGAUCUCAUCAGGUGAAUACAUUCAGAUGUCUGGCCGUGCCGGGAGACGUGGUAUGGAUGAAAGGGGAAUAGUUAUUCUCAUGGUUGAUGAGAAAAUGAGCCCAACAAUCGGAAAACAGCUGCUAAAGGGUUCUGCUGAUCCUCUGAACAGUGCGUUUCAUCUAACGUACAACAUGGUGUUAAAUCUGUUGCGUGUAGAGGAAAUUAACCCUGAGUACAUGUUGGAGAAGUCCUUCUACCAGUUCCAGCAUUACAGAGCAAUCCCCGGAGUAGUGGAAAAGGUUAAAAAACUAGAGGAACAAUAUAACAGUAUAAAGAUUCCCAAUGAAGUGAACGUUGUUACAUACUAUAAAAUCCGUCAGCAGCUUGCCAAGCUUGGGAAAGAGAUUGAAGAUUAUAUCCAUAAACCCAAGUACUGCCUGCCCUUUUUGCAGCCUGGUAGGCUGGUUAAGGUAAAAAAUGAGGAUGAUGAUUUUGGAUGGGGCGUAGUGGUCAACUUUUCCAAGAAAUCAAACGUGAAGCCGAAUUCUGGUGAACUGGACCCACUCUAUGUAAUAGAAGUGCUUCUCAACUGUUUAAAAGAGAGUGUCAAAAAUUAUGCUACGGAGGCUGCAAAACCAGCAAAGCCAGAUGAGAAAGGCGAGAUGCAGAUUGUCCCAGUAAUGCUGCACGCGCUCUGUGCCAUUAGUAGUGUGCGUCUGUACAUUCCUAAGGAUCUCCGGACCACUGACAACAGACAGAGUGUGCUUAAGUCUAUCCAGGAGGUACAGAAGCGAUUUCCUGAUGGGGUGCCUUUGUUAGAUCCUAUUGACGACAUGGGAAUCAAGGACCCUGGGCUGAAAAAAGUUGUCCAGAAAACAGAAGCUUUUGAGCACAGAAUGUAUUCCCACUCACUCAAUAAUGACCCAAACCUGGAGUCCCUAUACAAGCUAUGUGAGAAGAAAGCACAGAUUGCCGUAGAUAUCCGAGCAGCUAAGCGGGAGCUAAAGAAAGCACGGACAGUGUUACAGAUGGAUGAGCUGAAGUGUCGCAAGCGAGUGCUGAGAAGACUGGGAUUUGCCACUGCUGCUGAUGUAAUUGAAAUGAAAGGCCGAGUGGCCUGCGAAAUCAGCAGUGCUGACGAACUCCUCCUCACUGAGAUGAUGUUUAAUGGGCUCUUCAACGAUCUGACAGCAGAACAAGCAACCGCUCUCCUCAGCUGCUUCGUGUUUCAAGAAAAUUCCAGUGAAAUGCCGAAACUGACAGAGCAAUUGGCAGGACCACUGCGUCAGAUGCAGGAAACGGCUAGGAGAAUUGCCAAAGUUUCAGCAGAAGCCAAAUUAGAGGUGGAUGAAGAGUUGUACCUGGGUUCUUUCAAGUCCAACCUCAUGGAUGUGUUGUACACCUGGUCGAAUGGGGCAACGUUUGCACAGAUUUGCAAGAUGACUGAUGUGUUUGAAGGUGGGAGGUGAAUAGAUCUUUAGUAGGAAAACUGCCAUGAAAGUCUGCGGGAUGCGGUACAGGAGGCUUCAGGUGUUUCUACAUCAGAGGAAUAUCCAACUCGUGAAAGGAAAAGCUGACAAUUGUUCGUUUAGGCCAGGGAUCUCCAACCAGUGGCUCAGAAGCAACAUGUUACUCUCCAACCCCUUGGAUGUUGCUCCCAGAGACCUCAAAGCAGGUGCUUAUUUUUCAAUUCCUGAGGCGAGUUUUGGUUGUAUAAAACCAUAUGUUCUGCCAAAAAGAACCUUCUUUAGACUGCCUGUCCACAUAGAGGCUACCAAAUAGCCAAUCGCAGCCCUUUAUUCUGCAUCCCCAAGAACUUUUUUAAUGCUUUUUUUUUUUUUGUUCCCCCAACUCUUUUUACAAUUGAAUGUGACUCAUGAAUAACAAUGUUUGGAAGCUUCUGUUCUAGGGAGAUGCUGACGUAAUUUAGUAGUGUUGCACAUAUUAUGUAUUUAGUCACAGCAGGGUAUAUGGGGGUUAAAAUAUGUCACUAAGAAGUAACUCAAGGACAAUUUAUUUAAGCCGUAAGUUCUGAUGUCUAAUAAGAAUAAUAGGCACAGAGGUAUACUUACUGCAACUGUGAAUAAUUACACUGUAUUCCUGAUCCAUGGGUUGCCUUUUUUGGCCCUAGUUUCAAAAAGAUGCAGCCCUAGCCCCGCACCCUUCCUGAUAGAACGUUUCCCUGUGCUCUUUAAAGCAUGCUUGUUUAUUUUCUGGAGAUAUAAGAGUUCUCUGACCCUCCAAUCCUUUUUCCACAUUUAAAGCCAGGAAUGUGUAGCCUGUAUGGAAUUGUCUGUGAAUUCUCAUGGUAACACUGACAAAGAGCCCUCUUUAUAAUUUUGGCCUGAAGCACCUUUCUGAGUGAGGAGAAGUUAUUCAGGGACGAUGUACAAAUAACACGUUCCCUGCCCCAGGAGCUGCACUAGGUAAAUACCUCUUGGCUACCCUUGUACAGGCCCUGCAUCCAAAAAUGCACACUAACUCCCCACAUAUUCUGCUCUGGGUUAUUGCUUAUCUUUCAGUACUUAAAACAUGAUCGUUUUUUGAGGUAACAUUCAAGAAAAGAAAAACUACUGAAAACAUCAGCUCAUUACCAGUGAUUUGAUUGAACUGAAAUGUUGUUUUGAGCCAUUAACUCCCAGCACCUGCUGUGAUUCACAUAAGAGGGAACACAACUGUACUUGAACCCAGAACUCCGUCACCUUGCAUGGAGGGGUAUGAUGUUAAAGGGAUACUGUCAUGGGGAAAAAAUGUUUUUUUCAAAACAUAUCCGUUAAAGGUGCUUCUCCAGCAGGAUUAUGCACUUAAAAUCCAUUUAUCAAAAGAGCAAACACAUUUUUUUUUAUAUUUAAUUUGAAAUCUGACAUGGGGCUAGA